UCGUAAUGAAGCCUAACUUAGUAUCUAAAUUAUGUGGAAUAUUGGAGACGGACAUAGUUUAAACUUUUCAGUUAUAUUUUGACAUUCUGAAAUUUGUUUGCCACUACAUUUUGUGAAAAACAGGAUGCUAGAAUGUUAUGUUAGUUCUGAGAUUCUAGAUGAUGCUUGAUGUUGAAACUAUGCUUUACUUCUGCAUGCCUGUAGUGUCAAAUAUUGUCGAGGGACAGGUAGUUGUCAGAGCUAGAUGCUUCAGAUCCAUGAAGAAAAAUGAGGAACCGCACAAGCUGCAGGUUUGAAACAGUCAGAAAGCCGGUUGGCUCUUGUUCGUUGGUUCGUGUUCCUGUUCAUGUUUGACGGCUGAAGAACUUUCACGUACGACUUCUGGACUACUUAGAGCUUAUUCUAACAUUUUCCUGUUCAGUUGUUACUAUUUGUUUUAUGUUUCUGUUGCGGUUGCAACAUAAUCUGUGUUUUCUUUCUGCUGUUGUUGAACCUUACCUUCAAACUAGAAUAUAUUACGUGUUUAAAGCUAAACAUGCUAAAUGUAUUGAUGUACAAAUUUGUUGCUAAAACACUUCUCUGUUUUAGAUAUCACUGGGUGUUGGAAAAGAAAAGGCAGAAUUGUUGGAUUAUUCUUGUAGCUGUGCAGCUGGUAAAUGUUUUUGCAAUCAUGUAGUUGCACUUCUUUACCAGACUGCACACUACUCCCAACUCCAGCUGCCAAAUGUUCCUGCUGCACUGGCCUGCACUAGUGAGUUACAAAGAUGGCACAGACCAAGAACACAGGGGAUACAUCCUGAACCUGUCAGCGACAUGGUGGUGCGGAAGCCCAAAACUAUGGGGAAAAGAUAUCUGCACUCCACACUUUACAGAGCUUACACAGGACCGCUUCCAGAUCCCGACAUUCUGGCAUCAGGAGAAAAACUACGGCAGCUGGAGUCCCCACCACUUAUCGCUCUUGUCCUAGAUGGUCUUUCUAAUUUGGAGCUGGUUCCAUCCAAAUUUGGGCCUGUGCCACAGGGCUCACCUAUGUCUUAUCAGUGCCCACCUGAGAAGUCCUCUGGUAGUAUUAUUCUGCACCACAUGGCUCCAGACUUCCCUUCUCUUCCUUUGAUGCUGCAUAGUUUUCCGAAUAUGUGUUUUGUGCCCACACUCGGUCAACUUAUGCAUCUUCAGUCUCUGCAAGUGUCCCUGGAAAUGUCUUAUGAAAUAGAGGCCAGAACAAGAGAGCAGUCCAAAUGUCCUGCAUGGGUACAUCUUCGACAGCCAAGACUUACUGCUAGCCGUUUCCGUGAUGCUUGCAGAGGAAGUGCAGAGGAGGAGUCUGCUGCCAUGGCACUGGCAUCUCGGAUGAUCAGGGGGUCAACUAGACAAACUGCAGCCAUGAAGCGUGAUCUGCAGAUGGAGUCUGAGGUGCUGGCAAACUAUGCUGAGAUGUUGAAGGUCAAUGUGCUACCUGUGGGAUUCAUUGUUCGCCCUGACACCUCAUAUAUUGGUGCAACUCCAGAUGGCAAGGUGUAUGAUCCGUCAGAAUCACCCCCGUUUGGACUGGUUGAGGUAAAAAGCAGCACAAAGAAUGAUGUGUGUCAGGUUGCUCACCUCAAGGUUCAAGAUGGCCAUGCUAUCUUGAGGCGUUCACAUGCAUAUUACUGGCAGGUACAGGGUCAGCUGGCAGUCACCGGAUUAGAAUGGUGCGACUUUGUCACGGACACGCUAACAACAAUAACUGUUGAGCGGGUGUGGCGUGAUGAGUCUUUCAUUGAUCAAAUGAAAUCUAAACUAGACUUAUUUUACUUCAACACCUUCAUUGAUGUGUUCAUGACAAUGCAACAAGAAUUAUAAAAUGUGUAAUUGACCCUUUUGUUCCUUUGCAUUUCAAAUACUUAAUCUCAGGGUGUGUGAAUCACUGUAAAUAUAUGGUAUUAAUGGCACAUCAACAGAUGUGCAAAUUCCUUUAAAAGGCAGUUGCAUAAUUUAAAAAAAAUUGUUUUAACUGCAGUUGUCUUGUAACCUUUAUUUUAAAGUUGCUUCUUCUUAAGGUUGUCUUAAGUAUUUGCAACUAUUGUUGUUUAGAUUUGAUAAAUAUUAAUUUGCAGGAUAAUUUAAAUCAGUAUGGUGUACAAUUAUAAGAUAUGAAAUAGUUAAGGGUUUUUUGUUUUUAGAUAUUGUAAAUUGUACUUGAUUUGUUUUCCUUGCAAUUCCACUUAAACAAGAAAAUA
Messenger RNA from Fundulus heteroclitus (mummichog), 2219 nucleotides. RefSeq lists its product as uncharacterized. NCBI's taxonomy places the organism in Eukaryota, Metazoa, Chordata, Actinopteri, Cyprinodontiformes, Fundulidae. The record is from RefSeq and is a predicted model, not a curated record. The transcript is spliced from 3 exons. Bases 814 to 1842 code for a protein of 342 amino acids. Gene Ontology annotation, molecular function: zinc ion binding.